Messenger RNA from Odobenus rosmarus divergens (Pacific walrus), 917 nucleotides. It is a transcript of the gene MTFP1, whose product is annotated as mitochondrial fission process 1. Gene Ontology annotation, biological process: mitochondrial fission. The record is from RefSeq and is a predicted model, not a curated record. Gene Ontology annotation, cellular component: mitochondrion. NCBI's taxonomy places the organism in Eukaryota, Metazoa, Chordata, Mammalia, Carnivora, Odobenidae. The transcript has 4 exons. The coding region runs from base 112 to 612 and encodes 166 amino acids.
AGCCCGGGACCUUCAGCCGGUCCCGCCGCGGCCGACUUGAGCUGUAGUGGAAGCUGAGGUGGUAACGGCAGCAGGACCUGCUGCAGGGGCUCCUGCCGAGGCGGAAGCGCCAUGUCCGAGCCACCCCCACGGGAUGCGGAGCGCGACCUUUUCCGGGACACGUGGGUGCGGUACCUAGGCUAUGCCAAUGAGGUGGGAGAGGCAUUCCGCUCCCUGGUGCCAGCAGCUGUGGUGUGGCUGAGCUAUGGUGUGUCCAGCUCCUACGUGCUGGCUGAUGCCAUUGACAAGGGCAAGAAGGCGGGAGCUAUACCGAGCUCCGAAGCAGGCCGCAGCACCAGGGUGACCGUGGCUGUGGUGGACACUUUCGUGUGGCAGGCUCUGGCUUCUGUGGCUAUCCCAGGCUUCACUAUCAACCGUGUGUGUGCUGCCUCUCUCUACAUCCUGGGCACGGCCACGCGCUGGCCUCUGUCCGUCCGCAAGUGGACCACCACUGCACUGGGGCUUCUGGUCAUCCCUGGCAUCAUCCACCCCAUUGACAGGUCAGUGGACUUCCUUCUGGACUCCAGCCUGCGCAAGCUCUACCCCUCAGUGGAGAAGCCCAGCUCCUCCUGACCCCACCCUGGUACUUGGCCUGUGGGUUGGCCCACUGCCUGCUCUGGUCCAACUUCUUCCUCCUGCCAGGGGAUGUGGAUGCCUGGCUCCCUGGGGUCUGAGGCCCUGGCAUCUGAGUAUUUUGAGCCAGAUGGAAACUGAGAGACAAAGGCCUCAAGGAGCGGCAGCUGCUGUGACUCACAGAAAGGGAGACCUGAACCCCACCUGCUUCCAUGGAAUCCGUGAUACUGAGGGGGAGUGGACCUGUUUUUUGACAGGAAAGUAACAUCCUCCCAUGGAGGAUACAGAAGCCCAGAUAGGGCAAG